CCUAUAUAUACUGGUCCCUAGCCUCAGGAUACUGAACCAUCUACAUUGCCAGAGCCUUCUGCAAUCUUUCCUCAGUUUGCUUUCUGCCUUCUUUUAAGAAAUCAUAGUCAUCCUCCUGCACUGGUGUGUCUUGCCUGUUGCUUCCUUCAGUAGGUGCUUCUGGUUUAAACCCAUGCAUUCCACUUCCUUUCCACCUCCAUCGCAAAAUUACCUUCUUUAAGAUCCCCACAGACCAUUCAGUUUCCAAAAAAAAGAUCCCCACAGACCAUAUUAUGCUUUUGUAUUUGUUCCUUACCUAGUGUUCUCUUAAGCCAGAAUUUUAAUAAUUCGUUGGCGGAUUAGAAGAAAGUCUCUUCUUCCCUUCCGGAUUAGACGAAAGUCUCUUCUUCCCUUCCAACUGCGAUACGUGCAGCAGCAGCUUUUCGAUCAGUCCCCAUAUUCUUAUACAAACAUUUGUACCGAUAAAAAUGCCCCCAGUGACGAUGGCUCCGAUUUUUAUAUUUUCAGCUAUUCUUUGGGUGAGUUUCCACCUCAGUAUUGCGGAACCUAAGAAUUUGCAAACUUACAUCAUUCAUGUAAGUUUGCCAGCUACCGAAGCUAAUAUUAAUCGCGAGAGCUACUACCGCUCCUUUCUACCGGAAGUUGUUCUCGACUCGGAAGAACCUUCACGAAUUAUUCACUCCUACCACCACGUGGCUUGUGGCUUUGCAGCCAGAUUGUCACCCGAUGAAGUGACAGAAAUGGUGAAGAAGGAGGGUUUUGUCUCAGCGAUGCCACAAAAGAUGUUGGCCUUGCAAACCACGCAUACUCCCGAUUUCUUGGGGUUGCACCAAAACACUGGUGUUUGGGAAGAAUCCAAUUACGGAAGGGGUAUGAUUAUCGGGGUUAUAGACAGUGGGAUCACACCAGGACACCCCUCUUUCCAUGAGGACAACAUGCCACCUCCACCGGCAAAAUGGAAAGGAAAAUGUGAGUUUGCUGGAUACAUAACGUGUAACAAGAAGCUCAUUGGUGCGAGGAGCUUUGUUAGUGGCUCUACGGAUCCACUUGAUGAGGACGGUCACGGCACGCAUACUUCAAGCACUGCUGCUGGUAACUUUGUUGAUGAUGCAAGUGUGCUUGGCAAUGCCAAUGGCACAGCAGCCGGUGUGGCCCCUCUUGCCCAUAUUGCCAUGUACAAGGUGUGUACAAAACUCGGCUGUGCAAACGAUGCCAUAUUAGCUGCCAUAGAUGCUGCAAUAGAUGAUGGUGUGGACAUACUUUCUCUCUCCCUUGGUUUCCCUCCUAUGAAGUUUUAUGAUGACAGUAUCGCCAUUGGUUCUUUCGCAGCAAUGCGGAAAAGUAUUACUGUGAUCACCUCCGCCGGUAACCGUGGUCCAGGCAGUGCUACAUUGUUUAAUGAGGCACCUUGGACUCUCACAGUUGGUGCUAGUACCCAUGAUAGAAAGACAGUAGCAACAGCCGUGCUAGGAAAUGGGGAAGCAUACGAUGGCGUAUCACUUUUCCAACCUAAAGACUUCCCUCCUACAUUAUUUCCAGUGGUAUACCCUAUCAUGUACAAUCAAGAGACAGCCCUAUGUGAACCAAAAUCGCUGGAAGUCACUGGUGUUAAAGGCAAGAUUGUGGUUUGUGAUAAUGAUAGAAAAUCUACAGCUGAUCAAGGCCAAGCGGUAAAGGAUGCGGGUGGUGUCGCCAUGAUUUUUGUCAAUACAAAGGUCUUUGGCAAUACCAUUUUUGAAGUUGCUCAUGUCCUUCCAGCAACUAGUUUGGGUUAUGCUGAAGGACAACAGAUUAAAGCCUAUAUUAACUCAUCCUCUGAGGCCAGGGCGGGGCUCCAUUUCAAAGGAACAACGAUUGGCUUUAAGGAUACACCAUCUGUAGCACAGUUUUCGUCCAGGGGUCCGAACUUUGCAAGUCCAGGCAUACUAAAGCCUGACAUUAUCGGCCCUGGAGUGAAUAUUCUUGCUGCAUGGCCGUUCUCCUCGGAAAACAUGAAUUGGACAUUUAACAUCGUCUCAGGCACCUCAGUGUCUUGCCCUCACCUAAGCGGCAUUGCGGCUUUGCUCAAAACUGCACACCCGCAUUGGUCUCCAGCUGCAAUCAAAUCUGCAAUUAUGACUACAGCUGAUCAAUCCAACCGCAACGGUCAGCCCAUCCUUGAUGAAAGAAAACUUCCAGCGGAUGUAUUUGCCAUUGGUGCUGGCCACGUGAAUCCAGCAAAAGCAAGUAAUCCAGGGCUGAUAUAUGAUAUCCAGCCCAUAAACUACACUCAAUACUUGUGUGGCCUUGGCUACACAAAAGAGGAGAUUGGGCUAAUUGUGCAUCAAAAUGUGAACUGCUCGUUAAUAUCGAGUAUAUCUGAGGCGGAGCUGAACUAUCCUUCUUUCUCCAUUAUACUUGGACCCGAGACUCAGAAUUGCACAAGAACAGUUACAAAUGUUGGCAAUGCAAGGUCAACUUACGCCGUUAACAUCACUCAAAUUCAAGGAGUUGAUGUAGUUGUCGAGCCCGCCACACUUGUCUUCACCCAGGUGAACCAACAAGCCAAAUAUAUGAUAUCCUUCACCCGAAAAGGUGAAAUUUCUGGACAUUUUGUUGAGGGAUCUAUAUCAUGGAUUUCCAAGAAGCAUAUUGUGAGGAGUCCGAUAUCUGUCAAAUUAUUGUUCUCUAACACCGAGAACAAUAAUUUGCCAACGAGAAGUUCACUUUGGCUUUGUACUUUCCUCACACACUACUUGAUUUAUUUCAUUGUAUUUUGAGUUGUCUUGGACUUGAGACAGUGGCCAUAAAUUGCAGCCAUCUUUAUUAA
Molecule: messenger RNA, 2809 nt
Organism: Lycium ferocissimum
Lineage: Eukaryota; Viridiplantae; Streptophyta; Magnoliopsida; Solanales; Solanaceae
Product: subtilisin-like protease
Exons: 1
Coding region: 468-2759 (763 amino acids)
Biological process (GO): proteolysis
Molecular function (GO): serine-type endopeptidase activity
Source: RefSeq, a predicted model, not a curated record